Psylliodes chrysocephalus is the source of this 1114-nucleotide messenger RNA. The record is from the annotation of a GenBank genome assembly. Lineage: Eukaryota; Metazoa; Arthropoda; Insecta; Coleoptera; Chrysomelidae.
AAUUAUUUAUUUGGAAUUAUUGUACUCGCAAUUGCUAAAAUUGUAUAAUUUUUUUAAUUUCAGUUAAAGGUUCAUGUGGUGAUACAGCUGCCCAAAAUUGCAGCUACUUCGAAAGUCCAAAUUACCCGGAUUAUUAUCCCUCUGGGGGAGGAGUAAUUGUCCCCACUACCUUAGCACCUCCUACUACUGCAAAUCCCUCGCCAACUCCAGAUCCAAGAUUGUCAUGGAUGUUUUACAACAACAAUAAUAAUAAUGAUAAUGUUUAUGAUAAUGAUUAUAAUACGUAUGAUGUGGACUUGGCCAGGCAGAGUACUGAUGGGGCUCUGUCUUGUAUUUUUAGCGUCUAUAAAGUUAGCGGCUAUGUCACAAAGAUGAAGAUAGAUUUUUUGGAUUUUGAGUUGGCAGGACCUACAAACGGAACAUGUCUAGUAGAAAGGCUGGUCAUAACGGGACAAAGCGCAAAUAGUAUAGUACCUGCUAUUUGUGGUUAUAACACAGGACAAUCUAUUUAUGUCGACGUUUCUCAAUCUUCAGGCCCCAUCAACCUGAUGGUUCUAUCUACAAUGACAUACAAAAAGCGAUUUAGAAUAAGAAUUUGUCAAUAUUCAGACAUUUGUGUUCCAGAUAAUUGCUUACAGAUAUAUGAAGGAGUUACAGGAACGAUAUCGUCGUUUAAUUACGACCAAGCAUCUAUGCUAAACAGGAGCGUACCGGGUUAUUUUAAUAAUUUGAAUUAUGCAAUAUGCAUUCGAAGAACACCUGGAUAUUGUUCAAUUACCUAUACAAAUGUUCUAAAUGGCGUGGAAUACCCUUUCAAUUUGGUAAACUUCAUAAACGGUAUGUCUACUGUACCUUCAAAUAUGGCGGGAUCGGAUAUAAUAGAUUGUCCCAACGACUAUAUAGUUAUUGACAGUACCAGACUUUGUGGUUACAAGUUUAACGAUGGGUCAGUUACAUCAAAUUUGAGUCUGAAUGCUGCAGUUACAGAUAGAAAUUUAGGUCCAAUAGUCAUUCCAGUAAGGACAAAUGCAGCAGCUGUAGGAUACGGAUUUAAGUUAUUUUAUACACAGAACCGAUGCAAUACAAGUUGAUCUCACCUGGAUUAUAUUCUUAG